Messenger RNA from Chaetura pelagica (chimney swift), 624 nucleotides. RefSeq names its product CD8b molecule (gene CD8B). The transcript has 5 exons. Gene Ontology annotation, cellular component: cell surface. The record is from RefSeq and is a predicted model, not a curated record. Gene Ontology annotation, biological process: regulation of immune response. Lineage: Eukaryota; Metazoa; Chordata; Aves; Apodiformes; Apodidae. Gene Ontology annotation, molecular function: coreceptor activity; MHC class I protein binding. The coding region runs from base 1 to 624 and encodes 207 amino acids.
AUGGCCCGACCAUGGCUCCAUCUCUGCCUCUUUCUCCAGAUCCCAGGCUUCUGUAUGAAUCUACUUUUAUCCCAGACUCCAGAGCAUAUUUUAGCCCAAACUAACAAUAAAACAGAAAUCCUCUGUGAGCUGAAGAAGGAGCAUACUGGGGUGUACUGGUACCGCUGGAGCCAGGAGAGGCAAAAUUUCCAGUUCUUGAUGUUUUCCAGCACGUUGGGCAAAGCUGUGUAUGGCACAAACAUCAGCCAGGAGAAGUUCCGUGUCCACGUGGCGAGUUCCCGCAGCUCCUUCAGCCUGCACAUCAGCCAGCUCCAUGCCUCAGACAAUGGCACCUAUUACUGCUCCAUCUCCCAGGCCUCCCAGCUCCUCCUGGGCACUGGGACACGGCUCAGUGUGGUUGAUGUUCUGCCUCUGCCUCUGAAGACCACUCUGGCACCAACCUCCAAAAAACCCGUGCAGUGCAUAACCAAAAGCAAAGCUGCCAGCAAGAAAGGUGCCUGCAGCCCCCUGGUCUGGAUCCCACUGGCCACCGGUGCCCUGGUCCUCCUGCUGAGCCUGGUCCCCACUGCCCACCACCUCCACCGUCUGCGGCGGAGGCUGUGGCUUCGUAUCCACAGGCAGUAA